Trypanosoma cruzi is the source of this 2010-nucleotide messenger RNA. RefSeq lists its product as uncharacterized. The transcript has a single exon. Lineage: Eukaryota; Euglenozoa; Kinetoplastea; Trypanosomatida; Trypanosomatidae. Bases 1 to 2010 code for a protein of 669 amino acids. The record is from RefSeq and is a predicted model, not a curated record. Gene Ontology annotation, molecular function: glycosyltransferase activity.
AUGCCACUUAUGGUCUGGUGCGGCAGUGUGAAUUACCGCACACAAACAAACGAGAAUUCCAGGAGUUUUAUUAAGCUACAGUUCCACCCGCUUUUUUGUACCUUUCAGCCUUUUUUUUUUCUUUUGUUUCUGCCUGUUUUUUUCUUUGCAUCCAAAAAUUUAUUUGUUGCCAUUUAUUUAAUAGCAUGCUGGGGAUCUCAGAAUGAGUCUCUUGCAGCAUUUAACCUUGGAUGCUUGUUCCCUCUCGUUCUUUUUAUUUUUAUUUUUUGCCUGCGUGUUGAGGGGGGAGGGGAAUAUUUAUUUAUUUACCCACUUCCUUCUUUGUGUUGGAUGUAUGUUCCUUUUAGCGGAGGUGCGGCGACGGCUGGCCUAUGUGACACGCAUGCUGGCGGGACGGAACGUAAAACCGCGGCAUUUGUCUCAAACCAAACGCGGGCACAAAGACGAAAGACAAAAUGUGUUCAGUUGAGGUUUCUUAUUUUGGCGUCGUGUGUCUUUGUAGCGAUCACACUUGUCCUUGUCGCGCUGGUGCUGGGCGAUGCGAAGAGUAUUCCGGAGAAGGCAGAUGUACGAAAGAACACGAGAGCGAAUAAGAAGCAAAUAGCUCCGGAUUGUUGGGCAAGGCCAGCGUGGAACGUGUCGCUGGAGAUGGACCGCGCCCGAAUGAAAAUAAAAGCGGGCACGGGUUUUUUUGCUAAGAGCAUUGACGAGUUAACCCAACAGGUGCCGAACAUCACAAAACUCAAUAAGAGUUGUCACUUUGCCUAUCCACUAAAAAGACAUAUCACACUUUUUGAAUAUGCGAGCAAAAGUGCAAGGGGAAAAUAUGGUCGAACUCCCGUGACAUUUUUUGAUGCACUUCAGCAGGAAGUUGAGGGCAGGGUGGUUCGCUUCUCGGAGUCGCUUCCGCGUAUUGUGAAACAGACGCCGGUGGUUUUGUCGCCUUUUUUUGACAUAGGGAAAGGGUUUGGUCUGUGGGGUUCUUUUUUUCUUGGCCACCUGCCCGCGGAAACUGGUGAUCAAGCAGACUUUGGAAGCCAUGGUGUGGACUGGUGUUUGCCUUUGGAAGGGGGGUACAGUGGCUCUCAGGUUUUUGGGCCACAGCCCCCAUUGUACGCGGCCGUUUUCCCCAAUGCUGUGGUUUCCAAUAGUCAUGUUAUUACAUGUAAUGGAAAUGUGUACACAAGUGGGGGUUGUCUGAGACGUUGGUAUCUGCCAAAAAUCCAAAGUACAAAAGAAAUUGAUUGGCGUGGUGUUGUUGUAGGCCUCUGCGAUGAAUGGUGUAAAGGAUAUUAUCACUUUACACAUGAGCAUUUACCGCGUUUGGCGCUGGUGCAUAAAAUAUUACUUGAAAGGGAAGACGCAAUACUGGCACUUUAUGCCCCCAUUAAAAAAUUUCAGCUACAGUGGCUCACAGAUGUCCUUGGUAUCCCGUCUUACCGUAUACUGCGGAAGCCAGGCCCAGUGCAUGGGCAUUUGGUUCUUUACCCCAUUCCAGGCGGUUGUGGGACGUUAUUUACACACCUGACGUAUGCGUUACGUGACAUUGUCUUUGAGCGACUACAGUUGGUGCCACCCAUUCCUUCCAAGAAGCGUAAACUUCGUCUUCUUUUAGCUGAACGUGAAAGACUGUCGAGGAUGCCGUCCAAUUAUCGCCAACUGAAGAAGAUGCUGUUUGAAGAAUAUAAAACGUUUUUUGAUUUUGGUGUUUUUUCUGGCAAGCUGCAUAUAAGACAGCAAGUGCGCUAUUUUUACGAUGCGGACGUUGUUAUUGGCCCUCAUGGGUCCAAUCUUGCCAACGCAAUGUGGAUGCGUCACGGCACACAUUUGAUGGAAUUUGUAUCGUACAAGUACGCAAACAUGUGCUAUCACACGACGGCGAAUACCAUUAAUGUGACGUAUCAUGCCAUUUUUCAUAAUGCUGAAAAGGAAGGAAGCUAUGUCCUCUCUUAUGAUGAGGUAAAGCGUCACAUGGACCAUGCGGUGGAGAAGCUGCUCAAAUCUCCGUGA